This is a messenger RNA of Suncus etruscus (white-toothed pygmy shrew), 1350 nucleotides long. It is a transcript of the gene GDF7, whose product is annotated as growth differentiation factor 7. The record is from RefSeq and is a predicted model, not a curated record. The coding region runs from base 1 to 1350 and encodes 449 amino acids. Gene Ontology annotation, biological process: SMAD protein signal transduction; BMP signaling pathway. Gene Ontology annotation, cellular component: extracellular region. Gene Ontology annotation, molecular function: cytokine activity; growth factor activity. The transcript has 2 exons. NCBI's taxonomy places the organism in Eukaryota, Metazoa, Chordata, Mammalia, Eulipotyphla, Soricidae.
AUGGACCUGAGCGCGGCCGCCGCGCUGUGCCUCUGGCUGCUGAGCGCCUGCCGGCCCCGCGACGGGCUCGAGGCGGCCGCCGUGCUGCGAGCGGCGGGGGCAGGGCCGGCCCAGAGUCCGGGGGGCGCUCGGACCCUCGCCCCGGCAGCCGGAGAUACCGCUAUCCCGGCCCUCGCCGCGGCGGCGGUGCCCGGGGUCCGCGCUGCGCGUCGCGCCGCCGGCAUGGGCUUCAGGAACGGCUCGAUCGUGCCACACCAGUUCAUGCUGUCGCUUUACCGUAGCCUGGCCGGGAAGGGGGCUCCAACCUCGGGUCCCGGCCACCACGGCCGCGCAGAUACCAUCACCGGCUUUGCGGAUCAGGCGACUCCAGAAGAGUCUGCAGCAGAGACGGGCCAGAGCUUUGUGUUCGACGUGUCCAGCCUCCCGGACGUCGACGAAGUGGUGGCCGCGGAGCUUCGAGUGCUGCGCAGGGCCCCGAACCCUGGAAGCGCCAGCUCUGCAUGGUCACUGCAGCUGCUGCUACUGCUGUCCACCUGCCCGGGAGCCCCCCGCACGCCGCGCCUGCUGCAUUCGCGGGCCGCAGACUCGCACCCGCAGCCGGGCGAGCGCUGGGAGGUGUUCGACGUGGCGGACGCGUUGCGGGGCCACCGGCGGGAACCGCGCACCGGCCGUGCGUUCUGCUUGCGGCUGCGUGCGGUGGCCGGUCCUGCGCGGGACCCCCUGUCUUUGCGGGGUUUGGGCUUCGGGUCUCUUGGAAGUGGCAGCAACGGGGAGGUGUCCGAGGAGCGCGCCCUGCUCGUGGUGUCCUCCCGCACGCAUAGAAAGGACAGCCUAUUCCGGGAGAUUCGCACCCAGGCUCGCCGAGCCCUGGGAGCCGCGCUAGGCGCCGAUCCAUCUCCCGAAUCGGACCCCGGCUUCAGGGUGCCCCCCACGAUGGCCCUGAGCGGCCGCAGGCGACGACGGACGGCGGUGAAUGGGGUGCGGGGGGCCCCAAGUAGCGGGAGCGCAGGCCGGGGACACGGACGACGUGGCCGGAGCCGCUGCAGCCGCAAACCGUUACAUGUAGACUUCAAGGAGCUGGGCUGGGACGACUGGAUCAUCGCGCCGCUGGACUACGAGGCUUACCACUGCGAGGGCGUGUGCGACUUUCCUCUGCGUUCUCACCUGGAACCCACCAACCAUGCCAUCAUCCAGACGUUGCUUAACUCAAUGGCACCCGAUGCGGCCCCCGCGUCCUGCUGCGUGCCCGCGCGCCUUAGCCCCAUCAGCAUCCUCUACAUCGAUGCGGCCAACAACGUGGUCUACAAGCAGUAUGAGGACAUGGUGGUGGAGGCGUGUGGCUGCAGGUAG